AUGUCCACACCAAAAGGUCCCUUCCGCCUCGUAACCGUCAACACUGCCCCGGAGCGGGCAAAGCGUCUCAUUGGGCGUAUGGCCGAAGCCCUCAAGGAUCGGUAUACGAUCAUUCACAUCGAUAACUGUGAGACAAUCGAAGAAGUCGCGCCGAAGGUUACAGAGCAUAACCCCGACGUUUUGUUCAGCGCCUCAAUGUGGACAGCCGAGCAAGCCGCCGAGAUCCAGGCCAUUGCGCGCUCGAUCCGCCCCGAUAUCAAGCUCCAUGCGAUCCCUGCUGGGUUGCAGGUUGAGCGGGGGCCCGAUGCUGUGGUGGAGUAUCUGCUUGAGAACGUGCCAGCAUUGCUCGAUGCUGAGUAA
Messenger RNA from Aspergillus calidoustus, 360 nucleotides. NCBI's taxonomy places the organism in Eukaryota, Fungi, Ascomycota, Eurotiomycetes, Eurotiales, Aspergillaceae. The record is from the annotation of a GenBank genome assembly.